Molecule: messenger RNA, 987 nt
Organism: Nicrophorus vespilloides
Lineage: Eukaryota; Metazoa; Arthropoda; Insecta; Coleoptera; Silphidae
Gene: TBC1d7
Product: TBC1 domain family member 7
Exons: 4
Coding region: 24-905 (293 amino acids)
Biological process (GO): negative regulation of TOR signaling; activation of GTPase activity
Molecular function (GO): GTPase activator activity
Source: RefSeq, a predicted model, not a curated record
UUAAGACAUUGGCUGGAAGCAAGAUGGCAACGCACGACGACCGAAAUUUUCGGUCCACCUACUACGAGAAAGUGGGAUGUCGCAGCGUGGAAGAGAAAAAGUCGCUCGAUAUCCUUUUAAAAGAGAAACCAUUGGAUAAAGUUAAGCUAAAACAAUUUUGUCUGAGGUUUUCCGUGCCUUCCGCCUACAGAAACAUCGUCUGGAAGUUGCUUCUUGAUGUUUUACCGAUUUACGUCGAUUGCCAUACAUUUAUAAUGCAACAGAGGAAAGAGGAAUAUUCUGAUUUGUACAGGACGCUACAGAUCUUGAGAGUCGUGGACCCGAUGAUCCACAGACCGCAAAGCUUCUAUGCUAUGUGGCUGCUGCAGACAGGUCAAUUGCAUUUUAACACCAACGUUAUGAAGGAACACAGCUUCGUGCAUCUGGUGCAAUCUUUCAUGCAAUUCUUCGACGACGACGCCGACAUAUUUUGGCUUACUUCCUUCUUCUACAAUCACAUUCAGAAGAACAAAUCUGAAUACGGUAAAUUGGCAGAGUGCACUUGGGGAUUUCUAGAACGCGAAGACGUUGCGCUUUAUAAGCAUUUGUUGAAGAUCAGAGGAAAUGGGGAGUUACCUCUUGAGAAAUGGUUUGAUAGUUGCUUUGCUGGAGUUCUCAAUGAAAAUGCACUAGGAAAGAUUUGGGACAAAAUAUGUGGAGGGUCAUACAAAAUUAUGUCAUUUCUUGUGGUAAAUCUCUUCAUGAAUCAAAAACAUAGGCUAUUGAAAUGCAUUGAUACCAAAGCAGUUAUAGAGUGUCUCAAGAAUAUACCAGAAGAAACUGCUGAAUUGAUUGCUACAAAAUCUAUUGAUAUGUGGCAACAGAAUGGAAGCCCAUUAACCAUCUACGACAAACCGAAAAUCUAAGUCUGAAUUAUAUCUAUUAUCGAUUAUUUUUAUUUAAAACAAAAUGCCAUCUGCAAAUAAUAAAUAAAAUCCUAAAUGCAAA